GGGGUUGACAGAAUGAUGGCCUUAUUAUAACUGGAUACAAUCUCGUAAAGUACACCGUAUAUGGGGAAGUAACUGCUUGUUGACUGCAGUGCCAUCUAUAUUUCGCGCCAUAAUUCAAGUCGCCAUGGCGCCAACGAAAGAAGAAAGUCAGAGUCAGGACCAAGUGACCCCGUCUGGAAGAGCAAAACGAGAAAAAUCAGACAAGUUUGGUCGACUGGCUGCCUUUGCCAAAUUGAAAAAGAGUAAAGAGGCAGGUGAAAAAAACAAAUAUCAGCUCUCUGAAGACAGAGCCAUCUACGAUGUUGUUGAUGAAGAUGACUACUCUGAAAUAGUUCGGCAACGACAGGAAGAAGACUGGAUUAUUGACGACAAUGGAAUUGGUUACGUUGAAGAUGGUCGCGAAAUAUUUGACGAGGAUCUUAAUGAUGAUGAAUUCCUUCGAGAUUCCAAAAGCAAAGGAAAUUCCAAGAAAAAGAAGAAUCCCAACAUCCAUCACCCGGACAGGAAACCGAAACAGAACAUUCGCAACAUGUUUAUAUCAGCUGGGACUACCAAGAAAAAGGAGAAAGAUGUGAGUGUUGAAAAAGACGAUAUCUUGUCUGACAUUAUGGGCCAAAUCCACCAACCUGCUACCAACAUUCUUCUGGGAUCAGCCAAAAAAGCAGGUUCAAGGAAGAAGUCUGCCAACAACCCCUUUAGUGUCAGCACUGUCAACACUGUCACCCCAACUAAACCAAAAUCCAAGCAUUCAUUGAAACCCCGAAAUAUCAUUCCUGAUGAGGAUUGUCUACCAAUUCCAAAGAAACCACGUACGGAAUCCUUUUCACCUGAACCUUACAAACACGAGGCGGUUGGUGAAAUUUGUGAAAACCCUGCUGCGGUUAGCACCAAUUCUGAAGAACCGCAGGAGACGAGUGAAGACUGGGCCGAAGAAAAGGAAAAUGAGACCCUGGAUAAAACUGACAUGGAUUUGAGUGGAAUUGAUUUUGAUGAUGAGGAGGAAAUGUCAGUGAAGCCUGCACCACAGUUACCAAAAAAAAACGAGAUUCCUGACUUGGAAAGUGGAUGGUCAUUGGUAAACGAAACUAAGACAGAAAAUUUGGAUGAUUCGGUAUCCAUGGAGAUAGACAGUUCUAAGUUGCCAUUGACAACAGAUGAAAAUGGAGACCAGAUACUUCGCUUCUAUUGGUUCGAUGCCUAUGAAGAUAUUUUCAACAAAAAAGGUGUGGUUUACCUUUUUGGUAAAGUCUGGUAUGAGAGUGCAAAGAGUUAUGUCAGCUGUUGCGUUGCAGUAAAGAACAUAGAACGAAGAAUUCGGAUUCUACCAAGACCUACGCGGGUGAACCAAAAAACCGGAGUGGAAACAACCGAACCAAUCACACUGUCUGCAGUUUAUGAGGAAUUCAACGAAAAAGUGGCUGAAAAAUACAAAAUCACAACGUACAAGUCAAAGAAAGUCAGCUGCAAAUAUGCCUUUGAAUUAGAAGAUGUUCCGAUCAGGUCUGAUUAUCUUGAAGUCCGAUAUUCGUUUGAUUUACCAAUGUUGAAUAAAGACUUGAAAGGAGAAACAUUCAGCCAUAUUUUUGGAACCAAUACUUCUGGGCUUGAAAUACUCUUACUGGACCGUCACAUGAAGGGUCCCUGUUGGCUAAAUUUGAAAUCCCCUCAAGUUUCAAGCCCUCCUGUCAGCUGGUGUAAAUGUGAGGCCUUUGUGAAGAACUUGCAGGACAUUUCUAUUAACAAAGAGAAACCUCCAAUUCCACCUUUAGUGGUGAUGACUUUGAAUCUAAGAACUUUACCAAACCCCAAGACUCGAGAGAAUGAGAUAAUUGCUGCAGCUUAUUUGGUUCAGAAAUCAUUUGGAAUUGACAAACCUGCCCCAAAGACUCAAUUCUUCAACGAACACCAAUGUGUAAUCUCUCAACCAGCCAACUGCAUCUUUCCAUUUGAGUUUCGUGGUAAACUACAAAAAACACGAAAGGAUCUAAAAGUGGAGGUGGUUCCAACCGAAAGAGCUCUUCUUGGAUUCCUUUUGGCAAGGAUUCAUAAAGUAGACCCUGAUGUCAUUGUCGGUCACGACAUCGUUGGCUUUGAUAUGGACAUCUUGUUACAUCGCAUCAGUGUCAACAAAAUUCCUCAUUGGUCCAAGAUUGGACGCCUGAAACGGUCAAUAAUGCCAAAAUAUUCUGGUGCAAAGCAUUAUUUAUCCUGCGGCCGACUCCUUUGUGACGUUAAGGUGUCUUCCAGGGAACUUGUUAGGCUGAAGAGUUAUGAUCUUACAGAGCUUGGAUUGCAAAUCUUGAAAAUUAAACGCAUUUCUGUGGAUCAAGACCAUAUUCGAGACAUGUACAGCACCUUUGAUCACCUGGUAAAGCUUAUUGAAUUUACUUUGAUGGAUGCUUCUUAUAUCCUGCGUAUCAUGUAUGAAUUGAACAUGCUUCCUCUGGCGUUGCAGAUAACAAAUAUUUGUGGAAAUGUCCUGUCCCGCACUCUUCUGGGUGGCCGUUCCGAGAGAAAUGAAUAUCUUCUGUUACAUGCUUUUACUGAGAAAGAUUUCCUUGUUCCAGAUAAACAGUUUAAGAAGAAAUUCUCUGCGCCUGAAUUUGAAGAAGAAGAAGAGGUUGCCAUAGAUAAGAAAUCUUCCUCUCGUAAAAAACCUGCCUACGCUGGUGGCCUUGUUCUGGAACCUAAGAGAGGUUUCUAUGAUAAACAUAUCUUGUUGCUUGAUUUCAACAGUCUGUAUCCGUCAAUUAUCCAGGAAUACAACAUUUGUUUUACCACAGUCUCUCAUGAAACAUCUUCUAGUAAUGAUAGUGAAGAUAGAACUGUAGAACUGCCAGAACCUGGCUUGGAAGCUGGGAUUUUACCAACAGAAAUUCGAAAACUUGUUGAAAGUAGACAGCAGGUGAAAGGCUUAAUGAAAAGUCCCAAUCUCAGUACGGACCAGAUGAUGCAGUAUGAUAUUCGCCAAAAAGCUUUGAAGUUAACAGCAAAUAGUAUGUAUGGCUGUUUGGGAUUUAGUUCUUCCAGAUUUUAUGCGAAACCCCUUGCAGCUUUAGUCACAGAAAAAGGAAGAGAGAUUCUGAUGAAAACCAAAAACUCUGUUGAAAAGAUGAAUUUCGAAGUUAUAUAUGGUGACACUGAUUCUAUUAUGAUUAAAACAAAUUCUUCAGAUUAUAACGAAUCCUACAAAAUGGGGAACACGAUCAAGACAGAAAUCAAUAAAUUAUUUCGACUACUCGAGAUCGAUAUUGAUGGCAUAUUUAAAUCAAUGUUACUUUUGAAAAAGAAGAAGUACGCUGCGAUAAAUCUUCAGAAGAAUUCUGAUGGCAAAAUAAUUGAGAUAAAAGAAUUGAAAGGACUUGAUAUUGUCCGGCGUGAUUGGUGUGAUUUGGCCAAAGAGACCGGAAAUUUUGCUGUAACGGAAAUCUUAUCAGGCAAGAACCAAGAUACAAUUCUUGAAAAUAUUCACAUGGAACUGUCCAAAAUUAGUGAAAAAGUCAACAAAAAUGAGUAUCCGAUUGAAAUGUUUAUUAUUACAAAGCAACUCACUAAAAAUCCAGAAGAUUAUCCAGACAAGAAAAACCAAUCGCAUGUGCUGGUAGCCAUUCGAAUGAAUAGCAAAGGUGGGAAGAAACUGAGGGCAGGUGACACUGUCCCUUACGUUAUCUGUCAGGACAGUUCCACUGCUUCCUACCCACAGAGGGCUUAUCAUCCUGAAGAAUUACUGAAAAAUGACAAACUAUCUCUUGACACCCAGUAUUAUCUGGCUCACCAAGUCCACCCUGUCAUCACCCGACUCUGUGACCCAAUUGAAGGAACGGAUGCUGCCCAGAUUGCUCAAUGUCUUGGAUUGAACCCAGAGAACUAUCGACGAACAGUUUAUCAUGAGCAGGAGGCUGACGACCCAUUGCUUGGAUUGAAGUUGUCAGCGGAAGAACGUUACAAAGAUUGUGAGAAAUUUGUGGUGAAAUGUCCCAGCUGUAGCACUUCCAUUACUAUUGGUGAUAAAGACUUCAGUUUUGACCGCUGCCCCAAUGAAUCCUGUAAUACGGCACCGAGAUCCUAUGUCAACCAAAUAAACAAUCAGCUCCUCAUUAGCAUCAGAAAACACAUCAAAGAGUAUUAUAAAGGUUACAUGAAAUGUGAUGACACCGUUUGUGCUGCUACAGUCAGAAAGAUGCCUUUAGCUUUUAACCGUGGUCAUCCAAUUUGCCCUGUCUGCUCUCAAGGAAUUCUUCGAUCUCAAUAUACAGACACUGUCUUGUACAACCAGCUCUGUUAUUACAAAAGUCUUUUUGAACCCAAGUCUUCCCUAACGCCAGGCAUGCCACUCUCUCCUGAAUGGACAGCCAUGCAAAGAAUUCUCUCCAAAACUGUCCAACACUAUUUGUCCAAGAACGCCUAUUCUGUGGUCAACCUCACCAAAAUAUUCAGGCAGCAAUGAAUGAUUGUUACCCCUUCUCCCAGAUUUUGUAUUUUGUUCCUUCAUUAUGUUAUUGAAAGGCUAUUCCAUUUGUUUCAAGGGUCCAUCCACACCCACCCACACAAAUAUAUAAAGCCAUGUAAUGAUAUUUCUGGUGUAAAUUCAAUAUUCUGUAAAUAUACAUAUUAUGUACGUCUAAAUAUAUUCUCUCUCUCUCUCUCUCUUUCUGCGUGUGUGU
Octopus sinensis (East Asian common octopus) is the source of this 4664-nucleotide messenger RNA. RefSeq names its product DNA polymerase alpha catalytic subunit. Gene Ontology annotation, biological process: mitotic DNA replication initiation; leading strand elongation; DNA replication. Lineage: Eukaryota; Metazoa; Mollusca; Cephalopoda; Octopoda; Octopodidae. The transcript is spliced from 39 exons. Gene Ontology annotation, molecular function: chromatin binding; DNA replication origin binding; purine nucleotide binding. The record is from RefSeq and is a predicted model, not a curated record. Bases 125 to 4447 code for a protein of 1440 amino acids. Gene Ontology annotation, cellular component: alpha DNA polymerase:primase complex.